Penicillium cosmopolitanum is the source of this 1113-nucleotide messenger RNA. RefSeq lists its product as uncharacterized. Lineage: Eukaryota; Fungi; Ascomycota; Eurotiomycetes; Eurotiales; Aspergillaceae. The transcript is spliced from 5 exons. Gene Ontology annotation, molecular function: zinc ion binding; ubiquitin protein ligase activity. Bases 1 to 1113 code for a protein of 370 amino acids. The record is from RefSeq and is a predicted model, not a curated record.
AUGGGUAUCACAAAGACACCCCCACCCGCCCACGACGAUCCUUCCGAGCCAACCUCACCCAAGUUGCCUGACAAGUUGACCAAGUCUUCAGUCACAACCCGGACUUGGAAGACCAAGAAAUCUGAAGCAGAUGAUCUGCCAUACCACCCCCCGAGCAGGAAAGGGAAAAGACGUGCUGUUGAUGAGAACCUACCAACAGAGUCAAAGUCAAACCCAACCGAUUCCACCGAGGCUGUGGACGUGAGCCCGCCUCCAAAGAAGAGGGCGAAGACUCGAGCCAAGAAGGUUAAGGCUGAUGGCGGUACUGAGAAGAACGCAAAGGCUCAAGCCAAAAAGGCUCCAUCUGAUGGCGGCGUCGAGAAACGCAAAAAACCAUGGUUGGACGAGCCUCCGCUUGACCACAAGGUGAAGCUCGUGAGGCUCGCCAGUAAGGUUUCACGAUUGUUUUUCGCCGGGUAUCAAGUAGCUGGUACUCCAGAGAACCCACAGAUAUCUUUUGAUGUCAUAGGCUCGACGGGGAACCUCUACAAGACAACCAUCAAGGAAGUGCCCUUCUGCGACUGCCCGGACUCGAGGUAUCGCCGGACCAUGUGCAAACACAUUAUAUAUGUGUUAGUGCGUGCUUUGAAAGUUCCUACCGAGUUACAAUACCAACAAGCCUUUCUCCCAUCGGAGCUCCGUUCCAUGCUCGAAAAUGCUUCCCACAGCCUCCGAAUUGACGUCCCGACGGGAAUAACCGCAGAAGAGAACAACGGCACUCGCAAGCCCAUCGAGGGCGACUGCCCAGUCUGUUUCAUGGAGAUGACCGCCGAUGAGAAGAUCGUCUGGUGUAUGGCGACAUGCGGGAAUAACAUCCAUGGCGAAUGCCUGAGGCGGUGGGCGGCUGUUUCUUGUGAUAGUGGUCUGCGCUGUGUUUACUGUCGUUCUCCCUGGAAGAACGAGAAAGAUCCCGCCACUGGCCUUGAUCUCGAGGACCUCCGCUCACAGAAGAAAGGACUUGGUUCUAACAGAUAUGUUAGCCUUGCCGAGGAGUAUGGCAUUGUCCCUAGCCCGAAGAAAGAGGCCGGUGGUGGUGCUGGAGGUGGAAAGAAGGUUCCUGGAUCUUCUCAGUAG